AUGAACUCCACGCCAACUGGCCCGCUUGAGGCCCAUGCCGGCCACCGCGAAAGCUUCGGAUCUCAGAACUCCCAGACCGCAAAAGAAUUUAUUGAGUCUCAAAUUCGACUUGAGGCUGAUGCACGCGAAGUCUUACCAUAUUCCUUCGACUCGUGCACCCAUGACCUCGGCCCUCUGCGCCAGAAUCUGUUUGCCUGUUUGACCUGCAAUCCGCCUCCGGCGAGCCCCGACGAUGAAUAUACCCCUGCGGCCGUGUGCUACUCCUGCUCCAUCGCAUGCCACGGCGAGCACACUCUAGUUGAGCUCUUCAACAAGCGCAACUUCGUCUGCGACUGCGGCACAACCCGUAUGCCCCCGACCUCUCUGUGCACUCUGCGCGAAGACCACAAGACGGGCCGAAAGGGCGUUCACUCCCAGGAGGCUGCGCCGGGAAACAAUUACAACCACAACUUCCGCAACCAGUUCUGCGGCUGUGAUGAGAAAUAUGAUCCACACCAAGAGAAGGGGACUAUGUUCCAAUGCCUGGGUCUUGGCACGGUUGAAACUGGGGGUUGCGGCGAGGACUGGUGGCACCCGGAGUGCCUCAUCGGACUGCCACGCGACUGGUACAAGAACAGUCCGGACAAGAAGCAAUUGGCUCUUGGUGGCGGAGACGGCGCCGACGCUGGCGUUGGCGAUGUGGGAGAAGAUGAAGAAACCCCUCUGCCCCCUGGAUUCCCGGCUGAGCAGGAUUUCGAGCAACUGAUCUGCUUCAAGUGCAUUGAAUCCAAUCCCUGGCUCAAGAAAUAUGCCGGAACCCCAGGAUUUCUUCCACCGGUAUAUCAGGAUGGAGGCUUGAAGAAGAAGGAGGAGGAGGAGGAGGAGGAGGGGGAGAAGCAGGUGAAAAUGGAGCAGACCCCUGCAGCGGCAAAGGAACAGCUGGACGCUUCAAAGAAGCGCAAGGCCGAUGACGAGGAGCCCUCUCUGGAUGAGCCCUCUACAAAGCGAACCAAAGAGGACGACACCCCUACAAAGGAUGCCCAGCCGUCUGAACUUGCCACUAUCGACGAAGAACCCUCUACAAUCCACACUACCACCGCCACCACCGCCACCACCACAACAACGGAGCCCUCAAAGCCCAAGCACGCAUCCCUCCCCAAAUCCUCCCCUGCUGCAUCCUUCUCUCUUUUCCUCCUCGAAAACUUCCAUGACCGCCUUUGCCGGUGCGCAGAAUGUUUCCCCAAACUCGCCCCCUUCCCGCAGCUGCGGGAAGAAGAAGAUACCUACGAGCCCCCACUCUCAGAUGAUGGCGAGGGCAACGGUGUCGCAAGCACCGGGACAGGGAGUCUCCUCGAGCGCGGCGAAGCAGCCCUGAGCAAUGUCGACCGCGUGCGUGCUAUUGAGGGUGCUAUGGUGUACAACCACCUCCGCGACAAGGUAAAGGACUUCCUCAAACCAUUUGCCGAGAGCGGGCAGAUGGUUAGUGCGGAGGAUGUCAAGGAGUAUUUUGAGAAGCUGCGAGGUGAUGAACAGGGUAUCAAGGAUGCGGCAGGUCAGGCUUCUACUAUGGGAGAUGGUGGCGGUGGUGGUGACGCUGAGGGGAACAGUCGCCGUGAGCAGAAUGGAUAUUGA
Penicillium canariense is the source of this 1611-nucleotide messenger RNA. Its product is annotated as putative metaphase-anaphase transition protein (Mlo2). Gene Ontology annotation, cellular component: cytoplasm. The record is from RefSeq and is a predicted model, not a curated record. Gene Ontology annotation, molecular function: ubiquitin protein ligase activity; zinc ion binding. The transcript is spliced from 4 exons. NCBI's taxonomy places the organism in Eukaryota, Fungi, Ascomycota, Eurotiomycetes, Eurotiales, Aspergillaceae. The coding region runs from base 1 to 1611 and encodes 536 amino acids.